Messenger RNA from Vigna unguiculata (cowpea), 960 nucleotides. RefSeq lists its product as uncharacterized. The record is from RefSeq and is a predicted model, not a curated record. NCBI's taxonomy places the organism in Eukaryota, Viridiplantae, Streptophyta, Magnoliopsida, Fabales, Fabaceae.
GCCUUGUCACAUUUUCCACUGCCCAUGUCCCUUAGAACAUGGAGGAAAUUAUGGCAUUUCACUAUCUUAAACUUAAACACACUUUCUUUCUCUCUCUCUCUAUCUCUCAAACACCAUAAAGCCCCUCAUUUCACAACAAUACCCACUUCCUAGUCCUUCGCCCAACAAAACCAUGCUACACGCUAGUAAAUAAACAAGACCACCUCAAUCAUUGUGCCCUUCUUGCAUGUCUUAAGGAGAAAGAAAGAUUCUCAUCCUUACAAAAAACAACAAGUUCGAAAACAGGUAUUAUAAAGAUGGAGAUUGAGUCAGUGAAGUGCGAGUGUUGUGGGUUGAAGGAGGAUUGCACCCAAGACUACAUCACCGAAGUAAAGUCCAAGUUCGAUGGAAAAUGGUUAUGUGGGUUGUGCUCUGAAGCAGUGAGAGACGAAGUGAGCUAUGGAGGGAAAAAAACAUCACCGGCCAUGGAUGAAGCUGUGAAGGCUCACAUGUCAUUCUGCCGCAAGUUCAAAUCAAACCCUGCCGUUAGAGUGGCUGAUGGGAUGAGACAGAUGCUGAGGAGAAGGUCCGGUGACCUUUCACAAUCUCCGUCUUCAUCAAAGAAGUAUACAAGGUCAACCACCACUUCUCAAGUCGGAGAUUCUUCAACUUUCCGUUUAUACUGAUGCAGGGUUGGAACAGAACAGAACAGAGCAGAGGCAGAGGCAGAGGAUACUCUGUUUUUUGUUGGAAUAAAACUAGGUUUAGCCUUAUGGGAUAAGUUCUUUCUUCUUGUCAUGUACAGGAAGUCUUAUUUUCUUCUGCUUUUUUUUUUUUUUUUUUCUCUCCAACUGAUCUCUAGUUUCUAGUUUGGUAUUCCUAAUCCUCUUUGUCAUCUCUUUGUUCACUUCAUUGGCAAAAUAGUGACCGAGUUUCAAGAAAAAUAAAAAAGAUGACCUCAAACUUUUCUCUCCUCCAAAA